UUUUUGUAUAAUUUUGUGAAAGAGCCAAACACGACUCGUCGAAUCGAGAUUAAGAGCCCGUGGUUGAUGAGUGGCACUCAGGCCAACUGUAUGGUAGAGUUCUGGCUACACAUGUUCAACAUGAUUGAGGGACGUAUCAGCGUCGUAGUGAGGACAAGAGACGUUGUAUGGGAAACAUCCUUCUAUGCAGGAAACAGCAGAAAUAUGUGGGAAAAAUUCUCAUCGAAGGUUGGAAGUGUUAGUCAGCCUUUUCAGCUAGUUCUGGAGAUAAUGGAAGGAGACGUGGCACCUGCUCAUCUAGCGAUUGACAAUAUCCAGUUGAUCAACUGUGAGACAAAUAACAGCGGAAAGAAAAAAUGUGAACUGAAACAUUUUAUGUGUUCCAAUCAGUUGUGUAUCGAUCGCAGCCAAGUAUGCGACAUCAGCCGAGACUGUAUGGAAGGCGAGGAUGAAGAACAAGAUUGUGAUAAAGUUCCUUCAAAUGCACGGUGCACGUUUGAAGAUGGAAUGUGUGGUUGGACCAACAUUAAAUUUGAUGACAGUGAGUGGAAGCUUCAAAGCGGACCAACACCUUUAAACCACACGGGACCCGUCGUAGACCACACUUUCCGGAAUACUUCAGGUAAAUACUUAUGGGCCGAGUUCCAUUCAAGAAAAGCAGCCUUUGGGCAUCGAGCUAUUCUAAACAGUGCCAUCUAUGAACCCCCACCGCUGUAUCAUAUAAUACCUCACUCGGGUUACUACAACAGCUGUGAGGUCCGUUUCUUCUAUCACAUGUAUGGAGCCCACAUGGGAGAACUUUUGCUAUUUUGCCUCGAGCUAGACCCGAGUUACCCCACAGGACGUAAAAUAUUUCUGUGGAGAAGUUACGGAGAUCAGGGUGAACUGUGGAAACGACAAGUCAUAACUAUUCCGAAAAUCACUCACAAUUUUCAGCUUCAAUUUCAAGCAUCACGAGGUUUACGGCAUCUUAGUGACGUAGCCAUUGAUGACGUUUCUUUGAGUCCAGAAUGUUUUGGAAUUGGCGUUCCACCGGAGAUAAAUUUGCAAUAUCAGGCAACGACAAAAGCUAACGAAGUAGCUUGGCAACCGUCAGUGUACCCACCUCCAAUUUUAUCCAAUGUAUCAAAAGGGUAUACUUUGACCACAUGUGGAGCCAGAGGGCGUUAUGGUCCGAUUAAUGACCAGUGUAAAGAUACCUAUUCUGGUACCAGCACCAGGGUAUCCGUGAUUAUGGAAGAUCCCUUCAAAGGAGUCCAAAUGUGGACCGUGCCAAAGACAGGAAAAUACACGGUAUUCGCCUAUGGAGCUGGCGGUGGUGAAGGAGUAGAAAACCGAGGUACCAGCCGCGGAAGUUUUGUUCGUGCUACUUUUAACUGGCUCGAAGGGGAAGUUCUGUUAUUUCUGAUUGGCCAGAAAGGUGUCAGCGCCUGUGCUGAAUUAGACCCUCACACUGGUCGUCCUGUUCCCCUGGUGGUUGCUGCUGGAGGUGGAGGCCUGUCUCACACAAGAAAUGAUGAUUUUCGGACAGCAGUAGAUCCUAACGGUCGUGGGAUAAACUCGGGUUUUUUAAUGACUAACGGUCGCUCUUCCCGAACCGGAGCCGGUGCCGGAGGAGGGUGGAACGACACAACUCAAUAUAACACUUCUGGUUUAUCACUGAUAGAGGGCGCCCUCGGUGGACAAGUGUGUGGGGAAGGGCAAAAUUGGAAAACUGAUGGCGGAUUUGGGGGAGGUGGAGGAGGGUGUUCCGCAGGAGGGGGAGGAGGAGGCUAUAAAGGAGGCAAUACUUCUUAUGAAGACAGUUACUUCACCAAUGGUCAAGGGGGAACGUCGUACGUAAAUCCAGAGGCUUUCCUGACCUUUGCAGAACCAGGAUCGCAUAAAGGUGAUGGAAAAGUGGAUAUUGUCCCUGCCCAUACGGACUGUAGCUGUGAAUACAUGUGUGUUCUUUUGGACAAUGAAAAACAAGUCGUACACUGUAUCUGUCCCGACGAUCAGAUACUGCAGUCAGACGGAAUUACUUGUCUCCAUAACAACGAGAAUCCUGGUAUCACCGACCACAAGAGUGACGGGUUUCAUCUUGCAACACAUCACCUAGUGGUGAUUAUUCUGUGUAUCCUGGUGACGGUAGCAGUGAUCUUGUUCUUCUGCCUGCUGGCGUUCAAUCGAUAUCGAAAGAAGGUUAGCCGUAGCAUGAACCAAGAGCCCCUUAAUAGUCCUGAUCUUCAACUCAGUUGGAUCCGUCAAAACAAUGGCGGCAUGGUCACAGAGUAUAAUCCUAACUACGAGUUUGGUGGGAGCACGUAUACCAUCCAAGAUUUGCCAGAAAUACCCAGAGAAAACCUAACGCUGGUCAAAGCCUUGGGCCAAGGAGCUUUUGGUGAGGUGUACGAAGGGUACCUAUCUAAUGUACCAGACGAGCCGUACAACAUGGCGGUUGCUAUAAAGACACUUCCCGAAUUCUCAUCUAGCCAAUCAGAACUGGACUUUCAGAUGGAAGCGCUGAUCAUGAGCAAGUUCAGCCACUCAAACAUUGUUGGUUUUAUUGGUGUAUGUUUCGAAAAAAUGCCUCGGUUCAUCGUGCUGGAGUUGUUGGCAGGGGGAGAUUUGAAGUCCUUCUUGAGAGAUUCUAGGCCUAAGCCGGAUAUGAGGGCAUCAGUAAACAUGUUAGAUCUUCUGGCCUUAGCUAUGGAUGUUGCCAAAGGUUGCCAGUAUCUGGAGCAGAACCAUUUUAUCCACAGGGACAUAGCUGCAAGAAACUGUCUUCUCACGAGUAGAGGACCUGACAGAGUAGUGAAGAUUUCAGACUUUGGCAUGGCAAGGGAUGUCUACAGGGCCGACUACUACAGAAAGGGAGGGAAAGCAACGUUACCAGUGAAAUGGAUGCCACCUGAGGCUUUUCUAGAUGGAAUAUUUACGUCUAAGACUGAUACUUGGUCCUUUGGCAUAUUGUUGUGGGAAGUGAUGUCUUUAGGAUACAUACCAUAUCCAGGGCGUGGAAAUCAAGAAGUAAUACAGCUAGUGACCUCUGGUGGUAGACUUGAGUCUCCAAGGAAUUGCCCAAGUCCAGUGUAUCGAAUCAUGACGCAGUGUUGGCAUCAAAUUCCAGAUAAAAGACCAAAUUUUAGUACUCUCAUUGAGAGGCUCGGUUACUGUAUGCAGGAUCCUGACGUCAUCAAUGCCUCUUUGCCAGUGUUCCGUAGACCCCCCUCAAGUGAACGUGACAUUACCGUAAUGAGACCAACAGAUGGACAAAACAUUUGUUUACAGGUUCAGAGACCAAAGAAUGGGCUAAAUUCUCCGGGAUCUGAGGAUUAUCUCAUGCCGAUGCCUUCUUCCAACUAUAGCUUGAACACGGAUAAAACGGAGGUUCAGUCGUCGUCCAGUGUGGAGUCUCUUGAGAAGCUUCUGCAUCUGGAAGAUCCUUCGAUUCAUCGUCAACGUAGUAACGCCGCCGAGUUGAAAGACCCAUCAUCUGAUGUAUGGGAAACCAGCUUCGUCGAGCCAGGGACUUCUCAGACCGCCUCGUCCUCCCAAUCGUUACCUAAUGGUCAUCUGAGAAAACGACCGAAAGGUUAUUCUGAGAUACCAACGUAUGUGGAGCUUCCACCACGCCCAUAUUCAUACUACAACUGUGGAAACAAUACACCUAAGGAAGGUAGCAAACACAUCCACGGAAAGGAAACAACAAAACGGACGAGAAGUCUAAAAUCUCUAGACGCACUUCCGAUUGCUCUAGGUAAUAACGACGUUCCUCCGCCAGGUUGCCACAUUCAACAGCCAAACGGACCGCUUGACUUAGGUAUCUUAGGAUCCAGUGACCACCCAGUUUCAAGUAAUCACGUUCAGCAGUCAAACGGACCGCUUGACGCAGUUGCUCUGGGACAGCAGUCAAGCCGCUAUCCAUUGGCUUACAUGAAUGUUGAUGUAAACUCUAACACUAAAUACAAUUUACAUCAGACUGGAACUGGGGCUCAGCGAGAAAAUAACGUAGCUUCGGUCUCUGCAAGACUUGUGAACACCGACGAAUGAGAACGUUAACUAUUGAUACCUGAAAGUGCUUCCUGAAAGUGACAUGAAAAGAGUGCCUCGUGAAACCUAAUGAUCCCUACGGAAUACAUUACUACCUAUACUUCCCGCCAUCUAGAUUGUUGAUAGCUACGAGUUUCAUCCUUCCCUCUGUAUGACGUAAAAUAUCUCAGAAAUAUUGGUUUGUUUGUAGUUAAGCACAAAGCUACACAAUGGGCUAUCUGUGCUUUUCCCACCACGUGUAUCGAAACCCGGUUUGUAGCGUUGUAACUCCGCAGACAUACCGCUGUGCCACUGGGGGGCAGAAAUAUUGGUAAUUAGGAAUAUUAGUGACCCCUAUAUUGAUUAUUGAAAGUACUUCUCGACCCUCAUUAUCCUAUUAGAAACAAGCAAAAAAUAAUAAUUAAUUAAGAAACGAAUACGUUUAAAAUGCUAAUUAAACAAACACCUCUAUACCCAAGAAACAAAAAUCAAUAGUGAAAUACUUUAAUUUCCAAACUGAGCUACGUUAGCUUCUCCGACUUGGAAAUCUCUGCUCAACAAAACCUUGUAUGUGUGAAUUAACUAUCCCAGAAAGAAACGUGUUUGAAUACAGAACCGAGACGGUAAUUUUAACAUGUAGAAUGAGAUGAAUUAUUUACCAUAAAAUUAAUUAUCAAAUAUUGGCAUGAAUACAUACAAACACUUUUUGUUGUUGUCAGAUUAGUGUUUGCUGCCAGCUCUUUAAUCAGGUGACAGAUUUGGUUGACUUGUGUACGUUAUGUUCAUCUAGUCUGAUGUUAAUUUAGUGUUCUUAUGUCAUGUUUUUAUUAGUAUGAAUGUUUAUCUGUACCUUUGAUUUAUUGAAACUGAUAUAUUUCAAAUGUCUUCUGAGAAUAUGUUUUAACUCUAAUAAAAGAAACGGCUCGUUUUCAUUACAGAAUUUCUGUUAAUUUAGUAGAAUAGUGUUUUUGUAAACAAUUUCUUUAAACACUUUGGCAUUCUUGUGUCAUUUCUUGUGUGAAAAAGAUGCUGAUAAUUUGAAAUUUUUCAUCAUAUGUAUAUGAAAAGUGUUUUAACCCAACUAGAAUAAACAUUGAUAUAAUCCAUACACACACGUAUGUAUACAGUAAUUAACCAUUUGAAAAAAUAAAUAUAAAACCACAUAGUUAUAAACUAAAUAUUCCAAAGAUAUGACUCAUUAAUAUUCAUCUUAAUCACCAGUUUUCAGAGGAUACUAUCUUUAAAUAGUUGAAACAUUGUAUCUGUAGCUUACACCUGCUCUAUAUCAUUUACAUACUAGUCAUAAGAACUUCCAAGAGAAGCACAACGCGAAUUUUACGAAAACUUUUAAGUGAAAAAUCAUAAAAGUAAGAUAUACUGAUUUAUUUUCACACAAAACAAUAACAUCACGUAUUAACAAGAUUUUAACACUUAUUUUAGGAUGUAUCCCAUUAAACUUAUAGAUAUUGGUAUGUGUAAGAAAAUGAACAGAAACAAUUACGUUUCACUAUCUUCCACAAAAGUUCUUGUUAAUCGUAGAUUAAAUUUAUAUUAAAUUUAUAUUGGAAAUUAAAAAAUAAGACAGAUAAACACCGG
Molecule: messenger RNA, 5610 nt
Organism: Limulus polyphemus (Atlantic horseshoe crab)
Lineage: Eukaryota; Metazoa; Arthropoda; Merostomata; Xiphosura; Limulidae
Product: leukocyte tyrosine kinase receptor-like
Exons: 26
Coding region: 67-4035 (1322 amino acids)
Biological process (GO): regulation of neuron differentiation; multicellular organism development; protein phosphorylation
Cellular component (GO): membrane; signaling receptor complex
Molecular function (GO): protein binding; ATP binding; transmembrane receptor protein tyrosine kinase activity
Source: RefSeq, a predicted model, not a curated record